UCCCGCAGCGGGCCGCGGGGCAGGGCGGAGCGGAGCGGCUGGGCCCGGCGGCGGCGCCGAUGCCGAGGAGGAGCUGACAGCGGCGGGGGAAGCGGAGGAUGGAUUUACGGUCGGGGCUGCUCGUGUGGGUCCUGUGCGGCUUCCUCCUGCAGCAGGGCCGGGGGGAGCGGCCCCCCGGCUCCCACCUGGACGAGACCGCCAUCGCAGCAGAAUUCUGCCGCAUUGACAAGCCCCUGUGCCACGAUGAAGACGAGCAGCUCAGCUUCGAAGCCGUCCGCAACAUCCACAAGCAGAUGGAUGAUGAUGCCAACGGCAACGUGGACGUAGAGGAGAGCGACGAGUUCUUGAGGGAAGACUUGAAUUAUCACGACCCAACAGUCAAGCACAGUACCUUCCAUGGAGAGGACAAGCUCAUUAGCGUGGAAGAUCUCUGGAAGGCCUGGAAGACAUCUGAAGUGUAUAACUGGACAGUUGACGAGGUGGUUCAGUGGCUCAUUACCUACGUAGAGCUGCCACAGUACGAAGAGACCUUCAGAAAGUUGCAGCUGAGCGGACAUGCCAUGCCCAGGCUAGCAGUGAACAACGCUACCAUGAUGGGAAGCGUUCUCAAAAUGACAGAUCGAAGCCACAGGCAGAAGCUGCAGCUGAAAGCUCUGGACACGGUGCUGUUCGGGCCUCCUCUCUUAACUCGUCACAACCACCUGAAGGACUUCAUGCUGGUGGUGUCCAUCGUCAUCGGCGUGGGCGGCUGCUGGUUCGCCUACAUCCAGAAUCGCUAUUCAAAGGAGCACAUGAAGAAGAUGAUGAAAGACCUCGAGGGACUCCACAGAGCUGAGCAGUCUCUCCACGACCUUCAAGAGAGGCUGCAGAAGGCUCAGGAGGAGCAUCGCUCUGUGGAGGUGGAAAAGGUGCACCUGGAGAAGAAGCUGCAAGAUGAGAUCAGCAUCGCCAAGCAGGAGGCGCACCGGCUCCGAGAACUGCGGGAGGGCACGGAGAACGAACUGAGCAGGCAGAAAUACGCCGAACAAGAACUGGAGCAGGUGCGGAUGGCGCUCAAGAACGCCGAGAAGGAGCUGGAGUCCCACUGCAGCUGGGCUGCGCCCGAGGCCCUGCAGAAGUGGCUCCAGCUGACGCACGAGGUGGAGGUCCAGUACUACAACAUCAAGAAACAGAACGCGGAGAAGCAGCUGCUGGUGGCCAAGGAAGGGGCUGAAAAAAUCAAAAAGAAGCGAAACACCCUGUUUGGAACAUUUCAUGUUGCUCACAGCUCAUCUCUAGAUGAUGUUGAUCAUAAAAUCUUAACUGCAAAGCAAGCGCUGAGCGAAGUGACGGCUGCGCUGCGGGAGCGCCUGCAUCGCUGGCAGCAGAUAGAGCUGCUCUGCGGCUUCCAGAUCGUCAACAACCCGGGCAUCCACACCCUGGCGUCAGCCCUUAACAUUGACCCCAGCUGGAUGGGCACCCCACGGCCGAACCCCUCGCACUUCAUCAUGACCGAUGACGUGGACGAUUUGGACGAAGAGAUCGUGUCUCCCAUGUCCAUACAAUACGCAGCCUGGCUUUUCGGGCGCAGGUUCAGUGACCGCUCGUCUCUGUCCUCGGAGGAUCAGUCCCUCUGGAAAUACCCUGCUCCUGCCUUGCCCAGCACAGUUCGCCAGCGCCUGGUGGACCCACAGCACGCCCACGGAUCUCAGAGAGACUUAACUCGCUGCGACUCCGACUCUUCCAUCCCGCACCUGAGCGACCACCAGCGUAUCCCCAGCUCUGCGCCCAAGCUGCUGGCUGCCCGGCCCAACCUGCUGACCAAGUCCAUCGAGGAGGCUGCCCCCGGCCACCCUGCCGGCGGGGCGCCCACCCCCAACGGCGGCAGCAGGCACGCCGAAGCCUCCGCCCUGGGGGCUUUGCCAGAGCGGCUGUCCGAGAGCCCCAUGGUGAUGAAGAAGAUGAUGAUGGUGAACCACGGCAUGGAGAAGUCCUCCAGCCUGGGGGAGAUCAGCCACCCGACAGCCGGCAAGCACAGCCACUCGGAUUCCUCCCGGUCCCACAGCCCCAGCUCCACCGACCCCGACACCCCCUCCCCCAUCUCUGACUGCCGGCCCAGCAGCUCCAAGAGCACCCGCAUCCCGCAGCUGGCUGCCAAGAAGAGCCCGGGGGACGAGGACAGCAGCUUGACAGGCGAUGAGGUUGACCUCGGCCAGAGCAAGAAAAAGUUCCCCCUAAAGAUCUUCAAGAAGCCCAAGAAGUAGAGAGAGGAGGGGGAGAAGAGGAAACCCAGCCAGGAGCGCGACCCACGGGGACCGGGGGGGCGGCCGUGCAUCGGGAACGCAGCGCACCCGCCCGUCCCGGACCCCGCGGGCUCGGGUGCUGGCCAGCACCCCCUGCCCUCCCCUCCGCACCCUCCGUUUCCGAGUCACCUCACCUAACACCGGCAGCGGGAGGAGCUAUUUAAACUUAUUUAUUUCCUGAUCUCUCAGAAAAAGAAAAAAAAAAGACGACGACUGCUCCCCCUGAAGAGAACAGCCGCCCUUUCUCCCCUCCCGACUGCUGCAGUCCCUGGCUUUGCUGCGCAUGGCUUCCAGUUACUCCUGCCUCUGCUCAGCCACACGGCAUUUGGGUUUGGUUUCAAUGUGGUUUUAUUUUUUUUAUUUUAUUUUUUAUUGUUAUUAUUAAUUUUUUUUGUUUUCCCCGGUUCUUCUGCCUCUUCCAACUUUUGCACAGGCUGUCUGGGAGGUCGGGGUGGUGGGAGCCCGCGGGGGAGCGUGCGGAGCAGGGCCGGCUCUCUCGCCUCUCGGGGCGACUCAGGUGUGCGCGCUCGGGCGAGCUGCCUGGCGGACGUCGCAGCGGUUUUCUCCUCAUUUCUAUGAGUCACUUUUCCACACCCCGGCCCCCAUCGCUACGACGGUUGGGAGGGGGAAUCCCUGUCUGUGCGCUCUUGAUAAGCAAGAGCGAGUAAAACGCCCUCGCAAGGGAGGGCUCGGCCCUUGCCGGUACUUGUGCAUCCAGGAGCUCUGCCCGCAGCGCGCCCGUGACCCGCUUCCCCCACGCGCCGGAGGCGGCUGCAGCCCGCUGGGUGUCGGCGGUGGGACGGGGCUGCCCACCCAGCUGCUCGGCACGGCGCCGCCGGAGCAGGGCCGGGGGCUGGAUGCUGGCGCGGUGGGGUGCCAGCUCCUCCCAACCCAAACGUGCCCCAGCGGCUCGGUGGGGCGAGCAGGGGGGACCCCACUGAUGGAGGAGCACCGAGGGAAGGGCGGUCCCCGAGGGGUGUUGGUGCAGAGUUGGGUCCGGCCGCCGCGUCCACGCAAAGAGGAGGGGGCUCCAGGGUGCGGGGCCUGUCCCUUGUCCCCAUGUCCUGGCUCGGCAGGGCCGGAGGGAGCCGGGCACGGUGCGGCUCUCCGUGGCCGGGGACAGGCAGCCUGUGCGUGGGUGGUGGGAGCCUGAGAACAUCCUCCCCUGUCCUGGCUCCGUCCCCCUGAAGCAGGCGUGCCCUCGGGCUGGGUGCCGGGGGCUCUGCGCCCCCUCCGAGGGGCUGCAGGUGGGGUUGGCAGAGCCUCACCCGGGCACCCGCUGCCCUUAACAGCCAUGCGGGCAGCACCCUCCUUGCCCUUGGGCCACGCUUGCUCCAGCCGGAGGCUGGGGUCUGCCUGGCUGUGCCACGGCCCGGGCCCCGCCGCUCCUCGGUGCCGGCACAACCUGCGGCAGGUCUCAGCCCGGCCCAAGCUGCUGCUGGGGCGCGGCGGCUCUCCCGUCCGGCCUCGGCAGGCUGCAGUUUGCGUCCUGCUGCUCAGAGCCCUCGCCUCUGCGUGCUUCUCCCAUCGCAGCCCGGGCAGCGACUCUGGGACGAGCCCUGCCCCAUCCCGGGGUGCCCUUCCCCAGGGGUGAGCCUGGCUCCAUCCCAGGGCCGAGCCCUGCUCCCCCCGGCGCAGCUCCGCAGCCCCUGCCCGCAGCACCCGGGCCCCCAGCCGCCCUCCCGGGUCCCUCGGGGCUGCUGCCUGGCCUGACACGACCCCCCCCCCAAGAGCCCUCUGCCAAGUCUGGGGUCCCUGCCCUGCCGCCCCCUCCGAACCAAGCCCCCCGUGCCACCAUCCAGCACGUCCCCGGCGCUGGGCUGCUGCCCGAGGCCACCCCGGCUGCUUCACCUGCUGAGGGCAGAGGAGGAUGCACGUCUGGCAGGGGAAGACGAGGAGGCAGGGCGGGAUGCUGAGAGCCCCCGGAGCCUUGCUUUAUGCCAGAGUAAUAUAUAUGUGUAUGUUGACAAUACAGGAAGGGCUAUAAAGGUGUUUUUUGUUUCGUAGGUGGUAGUUAGACAAUUACACUGUUGCUUUGAGAUAAGUGAAAAAAUUCCUCUAAAUGACUAAGUGCCUGCAUUUCCCCGCGGCUGCUCUGAGGCGCGGGGAGGGGGGGGACGCCGCGGGCACCCCACCGCCGCGGGCACCCCGCUCGGAGCGGCUCGGCCACCCCCGGGAGCGGGGCCGGCGGCGGUGGGAGCCCGCGGGGGCGGCGGGAGCCCGCGGGUGCCCUGCGAGCGGGGGCUGCCCAGGCGGGAGCCGGGGGCCCAGCGGUGCUGCUUGUGGUGGCGGAGACCUGUCGAUGCUUCUGGGGAAGGGGUUGGGGAUCCACCAAAGGGCAACUGUUGACGCAUCUGCCAACUCUUGAUUUAUUUUUUUUUUUUGUCAUUUCAUAAAACUUUUAAAUCCAAUAAAGCAUGUAGUCUAUUUUACGA
Molecule: messenger RNA, 4717 nt
Organism: Phalacrocorax carbo (great cormorant)
Lineage: Eukaryota; Metazoa; Chordata; Aves; Suliformes; Phalacrocoracidae
Source: RefSeq, a predicted model, not a curated record